AAAUGCGGAAGUGACCAAUUCAAACGUAAAACCUACAGGUUCGUGGGUGUUUUUGUGUGGGGUACAUCGCCGCUCGGCCAACUGGAGUGGUUACAUAAACUCUAUCGAACAACUCAGCGCUUGUUCCCGGGCUUUGGCACGAUGCUGAACGCCGCCGCCGCAGAGAGGAACAAGGAACCUAUCCUGUCGGUGCUUCGGGAGAGUGUAAACCAUGAGAGAGCCCUGCAGGCUCUGGAGAUAUCUUCCGGCACCGGGCAGCAUGUCGUUCACUUCGCAAAGGCUUUGAGGAAUAUAAUUUGGCAACCUUCUGAGUAUGACUGCCAGUCUCUAGUCAGUAUAGAAGCCUACAGAGCUCACUACCAGCUGCACAAUGUGAAGCCUGCCAUCCAUCUGGAUGCUUCCCAGCCCCACCAGUGCUGGGGGGGGAUUCAGCCUGAAAGCCUUGACCUGGUCCUCAACAUCAACAUGAUUCAUAUUUCUCCAUUAUCCUGCACUGAGGGUCUAUUCAAAGGGGCUGGAGUGCUGCUGAAGCCACAGGGUCUUCUGUUGACAUACGGGCCGUAUGCAGUAAACGGACAGAUCACCCCCCAAAGCAAUGUGGACUUUGACUAUAGUCUAAGGCAGAGGAAUCCAGAAUGGGGCUUGAAGGAUAUCUCAUUUCUCGAUUCAGUGGCACAAAAAAAUGGUUUAUUCCUGGAGAAAAUAGUGGAAAUGCCAGCAAACAAUAAAUGUCUCCUGUUCAGAAAAGAGAGUUUGGUGUGAGCUGUCCAGGUGAUCCUUCUAAGAAGCAGGGCGGUCUAAACACCUUAACUUCUACUUAAAUCAUCUAAUUGUUGCCUGAAUAACAUAUGUUGCCUGCAUAACAAACACAUGGGAUCAUAACAACUUGACACUCAUUUAUUUAAUCUGGUAUUAUUUACGGCAAACUACUAUCAUGUAUUGCACAGUUAAACCCUUACAUCAAUAUGUACUGUUUCUACCCUAAGACUUAGCUGUUAUAUUAGUUACUAAGCAUAAGUGCUAUUUAGAAGUACAUAUUAGAAAAUGUACAUCACACAACAAAAGAUGUGACUAUACGAGCAAUACACUCAAAAAUGUUUUUAAGAGCACAUAACAUAAACAGACUACCGCUGAUAUGGAAGGGUCCUAAUCCGGAUGUUACAGAAUUGAUUUUAAUCAGCAUAUCUUUUUUUAUUUGUAAUCAAUGUAAUGUUUAAAAUAGCAUUAUAACUCUGCAUAAAUAGCUCACAAUAUCCUGAAUGUAAUAAAAACUCUCUUGGACUACCUA
Messenger RNA from Cyprinodon tularosa, 1288 nucleotides. It is a transcript of the gene mettl26, whose product is annotated as methyltransferase like 26. NCBI's taxonomy places the organism in Eukaryota, Metazoa, Chordata, Actinopteri, Cyprinodontiformes, Cyprinodontidae. The transcript is spliced from 6 exons. The coding region runs from base 142 to 762 and encodes 206 amino acids. The record is from RefSeq and is a predicted model, not a curated record.